Messenger RNA from Linum trigynum, 2400 nucleotides. The record is from the annotation of a GenBank genome assembly. Lineage: Eukaryota; Viridiplantae; Streptophyta; Magnoliopsida; Malpighiales; Linaceae.
AUCAAUCGAAUAAUAAACCUAAAAGUUUUUUUACACUCUACGUCGUUCUCUUGCUUGUGAGUUACAAGCAAACCCUUGAAAUGUGGGUUACGUUUCCAUCAAUUGGUAUCAGAUCCCGUGCUUCCGCGGCAAAGAGAGGAAAGGCAGCUGACCUUUACCAACACGCUCUCGAAAUUUGGGCAAAGAUGGUAGCUGAUGGCAAAAGAACCAAGGCACUUUAUAAUAGGAUGUUACAACUUGUGCAGAGGUUGGAAUCCAACCACAACCGCGUCUCCAUCAACGAUGGCGGGCGAAGCGACGACGAUGUGGCCCGCGUCGACGCCAAUGAAAUCAGGGAGGCGGAGGAGAUGGAGAUCUCCGUCAAUGAGAUCGGCGGGAAGGAAACAGUGCGCAAUGGUGAUUAUCACCUAUGUGAGGCUCUCACCCAACGAUGUGGAACCGAUGGGAAGGAAAUAGUGUGCCGUGGUGGUCACCACCUCGACGAGGCUCUCACCUAUCGAUCCGGAAGUGGCAGAAAGGAGGAACUCAAAGUUGGAGCUCAACCCAAAGAAGGCGGAGCGCUGAUUUGCAGGGGGGAAGCUUUGGGGUCGUUCAAACGACCACCAUUAAUCCGCAAACCAAAAUCGGACAGGUUGCUGGUCGAAGUUGGAUGCAUCCUUGUGGGAUCAAAGAAGCAAAAGCGUGCACUGGACGAGCGGCAUUCUAAUUUGGCUGAGAAUGGAGUUGUCUAGCGGCGGCCAAUAAGUGACCCUCCAUCCAUGUGUGCACGGUAGAUAUGGGAGCACAUUUAAUAUGCUAAUGCGAGGAAGAAGACUAGAGGACGGAGCCCGAGCUGGAAAUUUCGAAAGCGGCAGCGGCCACGCCACCACCAGAGCAGCAACUAUUAUCGUCGUCGUCUUCCGUGAUUCGUCGACAACAGAAUCUUGGGGACAAGGUUCUUUGGAGGGGAAGGUAUUGAUGAGAACAUAUUGGGCCGAAUGGGGAGAGAUCUUACUCGACGAAUAUGAGGGCUGGUGGGAUGGAUUAGUGUAGGGAUGAGAUACGGUGACAACCCUUUAAGGGGUUGUGAGAUUUACAACCAACUUUGUAGUAAUCGGAUAAGUUCUCUCUCCUGUCUCUUUUUUCUUUUUUUAAAUCAAUGGUUAAGAUUAUGGCUGGAAGUUUGGUACCGGUAUUUGGGAUAUACCUAAUACCAUACCGAAUUUGUCUAUAUUUGGUAUUAUCGAAUACAUGUAUUAUUUUUUGGGAUUGGGAUUGGGAUUCAAUUGUUAUUCGGUAUUAGGGAUUACGGGAUUGGGAUCGAUAUAUACCGAAAUACUGAAAUAUAAGUUAGUGGGUAUUUUAUCCACUCAACUAGACUCUCUCAUUCACUACUACACGACCUUCAACCAGCAAUUUAUUGUUAUUUUCAUAACACCAAAAAGCAAACACUAGUAUUAGUCUUCUCUCAAUCUCCAAUUCGUCAAAUUAAAGAUUACCAAUGACAAAACCUUGAAAUGUCACCUCUCCACCAUUCUCCUUAUCUAUAUCAUAGCUCUAACCAAACUCAAAACUCUUUGCUUAGUCUCUUUGUCCUAUAUUAAACAAUCAAAUUUAAUUUAUAUAUUUAAUUAUUAAUUGUAAUAGUAAUUAAUUUUAUAUUUCAUAAUACCGAUUGGGAUACCGAAAUAUUUAGGGAUUGGGAUUGGGAUUGAUUUUAGGGUGUAAUUCGGUAUUCCGGAUUUCGGUAUUUGGUAUUGGGAUACAGAUAUCGUACCGAUUUCCACCCCUAGUUAAGAUUAAACCAAGGACAAUUUCGGAAUGGAAAACUUACCACAUGAGAUCCUUUCCAUUUUCCAUAUAAAUACUCUUUAUUAUUAAUAACAACAACAACAACAACAACAACAACAAAAUCAGACCCUCCCCCAAUUUCCUGCGUCUCCCUCCUCUUCCCCUCUCACAUAUCUCUAACAAAAAACCCUAGUCGUCAAGAGCUCCAUCAUCGACCUCUAUCAUCGUCGACCUCAAUCACCACGCAGACCUCCAUCAUCGUUGUCGCGACCGCUUUCCUUCCGCUGUCCUCCUCACGCCGACGUUGUCCCUGCCGCCCUCGCCGCGCCUGUCGCCUUCUUUACACCAGCAUCGCCUCUACCUCCCCCUUCCUCCGCCUCUCACCACCUCCCGUCUUCACGGUGCCGUCACCAGGGCUGCAAAUGAGCCGAGCUGAGCCGAGCUUUACCCCAGUUUGAGCUUGACUCGUUAACAAAUGAGUUGAGCUCGAGCUCGAGCCAUUUAUUAACGAGCCGAGUCGAGUUCGAGCUAAGCUUGUUUACUAAAUUCUUAGAUCACAUUUGAUACAUUCAUUUUGUAUGUCGUGUAUGGUACAUGUGAUUGAUGUAACGAUAAAUAAAUAAUCAAAUG